This is a messenger RNA of Pseudoliparis swirei, 4060 nucleotides long. It is a transcript of the gene brinp2, whose product is annotated as bone morphogenetic protein/retinoic acid inducible neural-specific 2. The transcript has 8 exons. Lineage: Eukaryota; Metazoa; Chordata; Actinopteri; Perciformes; Liparidae. The record is from RefSeq and is a predicted model, not a curated record. Bases 1 to 2424 code for a protein of 807 amino acids. Gene Ontology annotation, biological process: positive regulation of neuron differentiation; negative regulation of mitotic cell cycle.
AUGGCGACUCCUUGGCCAAUGAGAAGAGAGAGGUGCUCCGCCUGCCUUGCUAAAUGGUCGGCGUCCUCCUUGAUGCUCCUAUGGUUGCCGUGGGUGUUGCUAUGGCUGCCGUGGACCGCCCGAGCUGAACAAGUGGGCGGGGCGAGCGGCGGGAAGGUGCUCCACGGUUCCCUUUCGUCCUCGUCCUCGUCUUCAGCCUCGUCCAGCUCCUCAGCAUGGGGCUUCAACACGAGGCAGAGCGGGGGGCAGCUGGACUGGCUGCUGUCGGAGAAGGGACCUUUCCACCGAUGUCCGGAGUACAUGGAGUUCAGAGAGAGGUUCCAGCAGGGAUUUUCUACCAGAUACAAGAUUUACAGGGAGUUCAGCCACUGGAAGGUGAACAGCCUGGCAACCGAGAAGAGAGAUUUCCUCAGAUCUCCGCUGCCCUUGGCGCCGGAGUUCCUGCGCAACCUCCGGUUACUGGGGAGACGGCCGACCCUGCAGCAAAUCAACGAGAACCUCAUCAAGAAGUACGGGACCCACUUCCUCGUCUCUGCUACCCUGGGAGGAGAGGAGUCCUUGACCAUUUUCCUGAACAAGCAGAAGCUGAACAAGAAGUCGGAGGGUAGCAGCAACAGCUCGGUGGUGUCUCUGGAGCUGCUCCAUCAGCUGGCCGCGUCCUACUUCACGGAUCGAGAGAGCACCCUGAGGCGACUGCACCACCUCCAGAUUGCCACCGCUGCCAUCAAGGUAACCGAGACAAGGACGGGCCCUCUCGGCUGCAGUAACUAUGACAGCUUGGAUUCAGUUAGCUCGGUGUUGGUGCACAGCCCAGAAAAUAAGAUCCACCUAAAGGGCUUGCAAGAUGUCCUGCCAGAGUUCCUGCGGGGGCGUUUCGUGGAGGCGGCCCUCAGCUACGUGGCGUGCAACUCGGAGGGCGAGCUGCUCUGCCGCGACAACGACUGCUGGUGCCGCUGCUCGCCGCGCUUCCCAGAGUGCAACUGUCCCUUCGCCGACAUCAAGGUCAUGGAGGGCAACCUGGAGAAGAGCAGAGACGCCUGGGAUGGCUUCAACCAAGAGUUCAUGGACUCAGAUGAAUUCAAAGCCCUGCUGAAGCGCUUACCCGCCGACCGGUUCUUGAACACGUCCACGAUCGCCAGGUUCUGGUCGGCCGACUUGCCCCUCCAGAAGCGCUACGCCCAGCUGGAGUCCAGCACCGCCCUGGUCAUGGGCAAAGCCCAGAAGGUCGUAAAGAAACUGUUCGCCCUGAGCAAGCGGUGCCCCAAACACCCUCGCAUCAGUCUGCCCAGGGAGAGGCCCGUCGGUUUCUGGCUGAGCCGGGCUCAGUCUCUGCUCUACUGCAAUGAGCACGGCGUGCAGGGCUCCUUCUCCGAGGAGGUGAAGAGCUGCAGCUGCCCCGCGGGGCAGCCCACCUGCCAGGGAGCCGUUCCCUGCGUGGUGAGCACCUCCUCCACCUCCUGCUCCUCCUGCGCCGCCGACAACGCCACCCGAUGCGGAGCCUGUCAUCACGGCAACCUCCUCCAUCUCGGCUCCUGCCGGCCGAGCGUCGCCGCGUCCCUCGACCACUACUUGAAUUUGGACCUGGACAUGCCGGAUGCCGAGGUGAAGUACCUGCUUCAGCGACUGGACAGCAGAAUCGAGGUGCACGCCAUCUACAUCAGCAACGACGUCCGCCUGGGCAGUUGGUUCAACCCCGCCUGGAGGAAGAGAAUGUUGCUGACGCUCAAGAGUAACAAAAAUAAGUCCAACCUCAUCCACAUGCUGAUGGGCAUUUCUUUCCAGAUAUGCUUGACAAAGAACUCGACACUGGAGCCCGUGCCUGCGAUUUACGUCAAUCCUUUCGGGGGAAGUCACUCAGAGAGCUGGUUCAUGCCGGUGAACCAGCCGGACUUCCCCGACUGGGAGAGAACUCGACUGGACGCCGUCGUCACGGCCCAGUGUUACAACUGGACACUGACCAUGGGCAACACGUGGAAGUCCUUCUUUGAAACGGUACACAUCUACCUGCGGAGCCGCAUACUCACGGACGAUCCGACGGUGAACGAAACUCUCUUUUACGAACCGCUGGACCUGGACGACCAGACGUCCAACCUCGGGUACAUGAAGAUCAACACACUGAAGGUGUUUGGCUACAGCCUGCACUUUGACCCCGAGGGCAUCAAGGAUCUCAUCCUCCAACUGGACUACCCGUACACGCAGGGUACCCAGGACGCCGCCUUUCUGAUGUUGCUGGAGAUGAGGGACCGGGUCAACCGGCUAUCCCCGCCGGCGCCGCAACCCCUGGACCUGUUCUCGUGUCUGUUGCGCCACCGGCUCAAGCUGUCCGUCGGAGAGGUGGCACGCAUCAAGGACUCUCUGCAGCUCUUCAACUCCAAGCUUCCCAAUCCCUCUCCUGAACCGGAGCGGGCUCAGCUUUGCAGCUAGCUCGCUUGAGUCAGGGUUCCUGGAAGUGUUGCUAGUAAGUGGAGUUGCUGCUAGACUAAUUAGGUACAACACAAGCAUCUACUUGGACCCAAAGCCUCUGGAUUAAUAACAUCUAGAACUCUAAAGGCGUUUCUUACAGUUACUCAUGGCAGGUUUUCUCUUGACAUAUCUCUGCCAGAAAAAAAUUGCUACCAGAGUCUUUUGAUGAACAGUGGAGUGAUGUUGUGGACUUUUGAGAGAACAGCUGAUACUUGGACUCCUUCAGAAGCUCUCCUGUACAACCUGGAGGUUUACCUUUUUGCUAUUACUGCCCUGCUUUUGGCAAACUGUACGACUGGAUUAAGUUAAAAAGACUCCCUCAACACAGAUUGUUGUUUUUUUCUUUUCUUUUUGGAACCUUAGAGAGCCGACGUCAUGAAGUAUACCUAAGACAUCUGCCUUGCAAAGAUAAAGGUGGUUUUGAUAUGUAAAGAGGAAAUAUUAAGGGGUGUUUCAAACAUGAGUAAAUGAAAAAGAAGAUUUCCCCUUUUCUAACACUAUUUUCUUUGGCUACGGAACAAGCUCAUUGGGAGGGUUGGGGGUUAGAGGGUGGAUAAUAUGAUAUAUGUGGUGAAUGAGUUAUAUUAUGCUUCACGGUUUAGAAUUUGAUAUACCUGAAUCCUGUUACCGUCUUUGAAUAUUUCUUUUUAAACUCCCCCUCCCCUUGCCUUCCAUUUUAUCCGGCAUUUGAAAACGUGUAAGUACAGUAUCUAUGCUCAACAUCCGAGUGAGACGCCCCCGUUAGUGAUGUUCUGUCCUUGGUGGCGUGUCUAUACCAAAAGAAGGUGAACACAUUGGCAAACUAUCUUAAUUGUUGGGUUAUUUAUUUUUUUUGGGUGGGAGGCAGAAACUGUGGAAAACAAAAAGGUCUGAGGAAAACAGCGCUGUAAAUAACGCUCCAUCUAACCCCGGGUGUGGACAAGUGCACAUUUGCUUUUUAAAUAACCGAGUGCAAAGACCAAAAAAAAUGUUUAUAACAAAAAACAAACUCACGCCUUAUAUGGAGAGUCAAUGUUAAGAUAAGAAGCACAUUUAGUUUCUGUGUUUGAUUUUUUUUUCAGCAGAGGCUGUAUUUUGAUUUUUAUAUUUCAAUAUUUCUACCCACACAGGACAACGGACACUUUCUCCAGGAUAAGUGGUAAUGUCGCUUUUUUUCUUCUCUCAUGUAAAUGCCAGUCCCACUUUCUGCAGCUACUUGUUUUGAUUUUGGUGUCGUGAAACUUUGAGUCACUCGUGCACACCAGCACUCGCAUAUACUGUUAUUGUUCUGCAGAAACCUUCUUUCUCCAAUUAGACAAACUCUGCAACUGAUUGAACCUGGUGCCUCUUAUGGUUUUAAAAAAAAAUCUUUUUUUUUUCUUCAAUAAUUUGGUUUGGACUCGAAUAAAACAAUCUUUUUUUCUUUUCUUUCUUUUUUUCGUCCAAUGUCAGCUGCCGGUUACCGCGGCGACUGGAGCUACAAGGUUUCCCUGCAGGGCGGCGAUGGUACUUACCAGGAUGAUACUCGAUAUGAUUCUACAUUUACUUCACUAAUUUCUCACUGAAAGUCAAUAAAACCUUGUAUGUCAUUUUCAGCAGUUCUUCUGUGCUCAGCUUG